Messenger RNA from Octopus sinensis (East Asian common octopus), 3396 nucleotides. Its product is annotated as RNA-binding protein 25. The record is from RefSeq and is a predicted model, not a curated record. NCBI's taxonomy places the organism in Eukaryota, Metazoa, Mollusca, Cephalopoda, Octopoda, Octopodidae. The coding region runs from base 181 to 2568 and encodes 795 amino acids. Gene Ontology annotation, biological process: mRNA processing; regulation of alternative mRNA splicing, via spliceosome. The transcript has a single exon. Gene Ontology annotation, molecular function: mRNA binding. Gene Ontology annotation, cellular component: spliceosomal complex.
CUGCUUUCUUUUGGAUGUAUUCAAAUAACAGGAGAGUUCGUCCAAAGGGACGUAAAUCUUAGUCAUGGUCGCCAUUUGCACGUUUAUGGCGCUUAUGUGAACACGCUAGUAAGUAGAAAACAAUGACUCUGAGUGUUGAUUUCGGCAAUUUUCUUUGAAAAAGGAAGCAAAAAGGAUAUUAUGUCUUUACCACCUCGGCAACCUAUAGGAAUGCCACCUAUGGUACCUGGUAUGAUGACACAAGGCUAUACUUUUCCAACAAUGGGUAUGGUAUCUGUUAGUCCGAUGGGACUCAUACCUCCUGUUAUACGACCAAUCGUAAGUACAAGUUCUACUUCUACAUUGACUCAAAGUAAACCAAAAAAGAUAGAAAAUAAAGUAAAUGACAAAAAGAAAGACAAACCACCAGUAACGACAGUAUUUGUGGGUAACAUCAGCGACAGAGCGCCAGAUGCGAUGGUUGGACUAAUGCUACAGAAAUGCGGCGACGUUUUGAGUUGGAAACGGGUACAAGGAGCAUCCGGGAAAAUGCAAGCCUUCGGAUUUUGUGAGUAUGAAGAUCCUGAAGCUACACUCAGGUGUAUCAGGCUUUUAAAUGAUUUUGAAAUUGCUGAUAAAAAGUUAGUUGUGAAAGUUGAUGCUAAAACUAAAACUUUGCUAGAUGAAUACGAGAAGAAAAAGAGCGAUGAGAAGGUUGCUGAGGCAAAGGUGAAAGAGGAUGGUGAGAAAGAGAAGGAGAAAAAGGAAGAAGGAGAGGAAUCUGAACAGGAAACACCGGAGACUACGAACGGUGAUGGUCUUGACGAUAGCACUAAAUGUGAAGAUAGUAUUAUCAAAGCAGGUCUGGAUGCUAUUCUCAGGGAAUUUGCUGACGAUUUGGCUAAAGAGCCACCUGCAGAGAAAGAGAAAGACGGUAAAGGUAUGCACAGGAAAAAUAAGGAAGAAAAAAUUCAGGCCGAUAAGGGUCUUGAUGAUAUGGAGCUGGAAGAAGACACCAAAAAUAUUAUCAACAGAGAAAUUAAGAGCUUCCGAGAUCUUCAUAAAGAUGAGGAAGUAAAUGAUAAAGAGAAUCGAAACCGUGAAAGUACUUCUCAGUCAAGCAGUCGAAGACGACACGACGAUUCCAGAGCACGGAAGGAUAAAGUUCAUAAAAGUAAAGUUUUCCAAAGAGAUCGCAGCCAUUCUAGAAGUUCUUCCCGAACACGAUCUAGGUCUAGAUCUGAAUCACGGUCACGGUCCAGGAGGGAUAAAUCUCGAGAAAGAUCCAGAGAAAAAUCAAGAGACCGGUCAAGGGAAAGGUCAAAGGACAGAGAUCGUCGGGGUCGUGGUCGAGACUUUGAAGAAGAGGAAGAAGCUUUGGAAAGACGUAAGCUGGAAAAGAAAUUCCGUGAGAAAGAAGCAGCAUACCAGGAACGGUUAAAGAACUGGAUGCUCCGUGAAAAGAAGCGUAUGAGAGAAUAUGAUAAAGAACGAGAACGUGAAUCCGCUCGUAAAGCUGAAGAGUCUAAAGAAGCUCGACGUCUGAAAGAGUUCCUGGAAGACUAUGAUGACUUGCGAGAUGAUCCAAAGUUUUACAAAGGUAGUGCUCUUGCCCGUCGACUUAGUGAACGAGAAGUUGAAAAGCAAUUAGAUGCUAGAGACAGACAGAAAGAAAAGGAAGAAUUAGAGGAAAUCCGAUUGCGACUCUUACAAGAAGGUCAUGAAGAUGCUGAAGCCGAAAUUGCUAAAAUGGAACAGGAAAGAGAUGAACACCUGAAACCUCGGCUUCACUUACUUCCCCAGUCACCUUCUCCUGUUAAGAAACCCCGAACUCCACCUCUUCCAAGUCCCAGGAAAGAACCUAAAGGUGAUUGCGAGAUAAUGGAGAUCAAACGUAGUCCUCCACCAAAAAUGCAACCAACAUUAAAACCUGUUGAAAUCCCUUCCAUCGCCAACAAUUCCAAAAGCCCAUCUUCUGGUAUGGAUAGACCUCUUCACAAAAACCUGGACAGUAACAUGGAACCAAGCAUUUCAUCGAAUGCUAAAGAUGAACCUGCUAAAAUUGGUUUUAGUUCAAUAAAAAUUGGAAGUUCAGACAGUCCUAGUGAAAACACUUCUUUCAAAAAGAAAAGGAUAACUGUUGGUGAUGUUUUCAGUCAAGAUGAUGACAGCACGGAUGUAGUGAAAAAGCGCAAACUUGUUCCAUUAGAUUAUGAUGAAGAGAAAUCCGAAAAGAAAACAACCACAGCCGAAGAAAAGAGACAGUUGAUCAAAAAGCUUAUUGAGCAAAUUCCAACAGGGAAGGAUGAAUUGUUCUCUUAUCAUUUAGACUGGAAUACAGUGGACCAAACUCUUAUGAACAAGCGCAUUAGACCUUGGGUAAAUAAGAAAAUAGUGGAAUACAUUGGUGAGGAGGAGCCCACUUUAACUGACUUUAUUUGCCAAAAGGUAAUUGGACGUAGUUCUCCGCAGAGCAUCUUGAAUGACGUAGCCAUGGUUCUUGAUGAAGAAGCUGAGGUGUUUGUUGUCAAGAUGUGGAGGUUACUCAUCUAUGAGACUGAGGCUAAGAAAGCUGGACUUGUCAAAUAAUGUGACAAUUCUCUCACAUUUAAAAAAAAAAAGAAAAAGAAAAGUAUAAUUGUCAGACCCUUCUACAUAAACAUACAAAUUCAGCAUCUACAGAUUGCAGCAAAGACUAAAGAUUCAUUUAUUUUUUUAAAUGCCUUAAUUUCCCCUACUCCCAUGCUCUCCAAUUCCUUUUAAUGAUUAAAUUUUUUUUUUCUAGUUUUUGUCUUUCCCACCCCCUCCUAUUUCCUUCCAAUUUUCAUAAUCCAGUUCUCUUGCACUUUUACCUUACAUUUCAGUUAAUGUUUUCUCCUUGCCAAUCCAUACUCAUUGUUUCUUCUAUAAAUUUCAUUCCCUUCCUCUCUUUUCUCAACUUUAAAAAAAAGACAACAGCAACAGUAGUAGUAACAACAACAAUGCUCUGUCCAAUUUUGUGGGGGAUAAACAAACAAUGAAAUAUGCUUGAUCAAAAAUCAAAGACAACUUUAUUUUAAUGCUUCUCAAUAAUUCAUAUUUUAUGUGACAGCAGUGAAGUUUGAGUUGGUGUUAAAAUAACAACAUUACUUGAAAAAGCAUUUUUUUUCACAAUUACAACUUUAAUAAACAACACUACAAAUUUUUGAAUUCAUAGGAAAAAUUACCAAAAGAAAGAUAGAGCUGAUAAAGAACUUUUUUUUUUGUUUUUUGUUUUCAUUCUCCUAGCAAGUAUUUUUUAUAUCUCAUACUUUUCUGACUAUAUCAACUCAACCUUGCUGGAGAAAGGAAAAAAAAUGUUUCAUUUUUUGCUUUUCAUGAACAAAAGACAGACAAAUUGAAAACAUAAACCAGGAAAUAAAUAAUUUGAAACCUGUA